GACCCCUGACAAUCCCUCCGAAAACCCCCUAAAGGCCCUACUGCACGUGCGUAUGAUGCCUGUGGUGUGGGACACAGUUGAGCAGCUAGUCCCCAGACUACAUGCCGAAGUGCUGAGCUAUGACAAGGAAGACAGCCACAAGGGCAGUGUGUGUAUUCACGUGGGUGUGGGCCAGCCGGGCGCCAUUCGAAUUGAGACGUGUGCGUUCAAUGGAGAGCACACUCGAUUGGAUGCGGCACAGAAACUGCCGUGUGCAACUAAAGCCGGCAAAUGCAUUACAGGGGGUGCGGAUGAGCUGCACACGUCCGUGGAUGUCGACGCAAUCGUAGACGAAUUGUCCAGCUCCGAUCUAAAAAUAGAACGCUCGAAUGACGCGGGUAGGUAUCUGUGCAACUUCUCGUUCUAUUUGUCUCAGGCUCUGACCAACAAUGCCAUUCCAGUGCUCUUCAUCCAUGUGCCUCCCAUCGGUCACCCGCACACCAAGGACGAACUAACACGCGGCAUCAAGGCCAUUCUAGAGUGUGUGGUGAAGCAGAGGUUCUGCCAAUAAAGCACCGCAUCUACUUACCUAGUCCUAUACCACUCCCCCACAAGAGAACAUAUUUGGAUUAUAAAACCCUAAAACAAUAUCGU
Molecule: messenger RNA, 633 nt
Organism: Sphaeroforma arctica JP610
Lineage: Eukaryota; Ichthyosporea; Ichthyophonida
Exons: 4
Coding region: 53-550 (165 amino acids)
Biological process (GO): proteolysis
Source: RefSeq, a predicted model, not a curated record